This is a messenger RNA of Mauremys reevesii (Reeves's turtle), 1317 nucleotides long. Its product is annotated as sialic acid-binding Ig-like lectin 12. NCBI's taxonomy places the organism in Eukaryota, Metazoa, Chordata, Testudines, Geoemydidae. The transcript has 6 exons. The coding region runs from base 1 to 1182 and encodes 393 amino acids. The record is from RefSeq and is a predicted model, not a curated record.
AUGCAGGAGGGUCUCUGCGUUCUCGUCCCCUGCACCUUCACGUACCCAGCCUCGUACGACACCGACAAUCCCUCGGCCCAGCUCUACAGAUACUGGUACAAGGAGCCUGCUACUGUGGGCCAGGAUCCUCCCGUGGCCAGCAGUGUCACCAGCCUGGGAGUGUCGCAGGAGACCCAGGGCCGGUUCCGGCUGGCGGGGGAUCCAGCCCACGGUGACUGCUCCCUGCAAAUCAGUGAUGCCCGAAAGACGGAUGCAGGGAGAUAUUUCUUUAGCAUCGAGAAAGGCCUGUUAGAUCACACUUACCGCUCCAAUUCCGAUGGCACUGACCCUGCGCUCACGAUCUCUGUGCAAGGGCUGACAGAGGAGCCAGAGAUCCAGAUCUCGCCGGCGCGGGGGCUGCCAGGGACGCUGCUGGUCGGGAAGCCAGUGACUGUGACCUGCACGGCCCCUGGGAGCUGCUUCGGGCCCCCUCCCCAAGUCACAUGGACGGGGCCGUUCAGCGACACAGCCCAGAACGUCUCAGCCCAGCUGGCGAACGGCACCUGGGCCCACAGCUCCGCGCUGAGCUUCACGCCCGGCCCGGGAGACCAAGGCAAAGGUCUCGUCUGCAGCGUAACCUACAGGCCACCACGGGGACCUUCCACCCGCAGAACCGUCCAGCUCCACGUCGGCUACCCGCCUGGGCCCCUGACCAUCACCGGGAACCUGACCAGGAAUGGACGCCCCGUGCCAGAUGCGUGGAGAACUGAGGGCAACGUUUUGUCUCUGGAGACCCAGGAGGGCGACUCCCUGAGCCUGAGCUGUGAGGCUGGGAGCAGAGCUGAGGCCGUCCUGAGCUGGGCCAAGGGGCAUGAGUCCCUCAUCCCUGGUCCUGGAGGGGACGAGCGCUUGGAGCUCUUCAAUCUCAGCAGAGAGGACACUGGGGAGUAUCGAUGCUGGGCCAAGAAUUCCUACGGGUGGGUCAGCCGGGCCCUGCUUGUGCACAUGCCGUCUCCCACAGAUGGCCUCACUCGGGCGUUUAUCGAAAUGAGCUGCAAACUCGUCUUCGUGGCGACUGGAUUCUUCCUGGCCUAUUACCUCACCCUGCUCUAUUACAGAUGGAGACCCUGCUGCUGUCAUGGAAGCAGAAGAAAGGACCAACGGGGAGCCAGGGAAUCCACGGUGCCUGAAUCCGAUGUGUAGAUCAGGCCGUUCCUCAGCCACCGAUGAGCUGAUGAGAAAUUGGAAUCUCACGGGACUGAGGAAACAUAGAAUGAGACCUCAGCUGGGGGGACUGCCCCCCAAGGUGAGGCCAACAGGCCCAUCUAGCCAGAUACC